Molecule: messenger RNA, 2118 nt
Organism: Branchiostoma belcheri (Belcher's lancelet)
Lineage: Eukaryota; Metazoa; Chordata; Leptocardii; Amphioxiformes; Branchiostomatidae
Exons: 11
Coding region: 1-2118 (705 amino acids)
Molecular function (GO): protein binding
Source: RefSeq, a predicted model, not a curated record
AUGCCCUGGUGGCGUGUAGACUUGGGCAGAUCACUAGCCAUCGGCAGCGUCGUCGUCUUCAACCGACAAGACUGCUGCCAGGAGAGACUGAACAACUUCCGGGUUCACGUCGGCGACUCUUCCAACGUGACGUCCAACCCACAAUGCGGCGGGGACCACGCCGUGACAUCAGGGCAACAGAGGAUCACAGUGGACUGUGACGGUCUGAGGGGCCGAUAUGUCGGCAUCUCACUCCCCAGAACGGAUAUUCUCACCCUAUGUGAGGUACAGGUCUAUGGAGUUCCACGAGAGCUGGAGCAAGAUCCGUCAUGGGUUGUGGGCUCCGCUGGCACACCGUAUGUCAGCGGCGGAGUCACCUACGAUGCCGCCAAAGUCUUCGAUGGGGACAACGAGACCUACUGGAACCCACAAGGUACCUCGCGUUACCACAACAACUGGUACAUCACACUGGACCUCACAGAGUCUAAAACUCUGAUCGGCAUCGCAGUCAACAACUUUGGAGACACCACACAUGACAUCGCAGUCUUCACGCUGCAAAAGUCGCUUUCUGCUAGCCCGUACAUCUGGCAGGACGUCGUGACCGUUACUGGCGUGCAGGGAGGGACGAGCCAGCGCCAGGAGUUCUUCGGGUUCCAGGGAACAGCGCGGUACUGGAGGCUGCUGAUCACGCAGACUCACUCGGGCUAUCAGCCAACUCCUACAGAGCUGAACUUGUAUGAACUCUUAGCUACCGAUACGGAAUUGUCUGACUUGACCUUUUCCGAGAUCGGGAUAGACCAAAUGACCCUGUCCUGGACGGCGUCUGCUGACCUGGAUAUAACACGAUACGGACUCCGUUACCGCCAUGCCGGGACUUCGUACCUGGACCUGUCUCCCCCGCCAGCACCGAACGACACCACGGUCACCGUACGCGGACUGUGGGCGGGUACAGAGUACAACUUCACCCUGACUGCGUUUGGAGAGAACGACGAGCAAAUAGGAGAGAUCAGUGGGACAGAGACGACAGCUGAAGUUAUCGUGACCGUGGACUGUCGUCAGGACCACAUGAGCGUGACCUUCCCUAGAGCAGCGCUUACAGGGGUAGAUGUGGACACCAUGCACCUGUUGAACGACACCUGCCGUGCGACAUACACCGAGACCGAGGUGACUCUUGGGACAGGUCUACAGGAAUGCGGGACGAUCCAGGAAUCGUCAGGCGACAAACUGAUCUUCAGUAACGAGGCCAUCGGCAGUCCGGUAGUGCAAGAUAACGGCGCUGUGAGAGGAACGCCCUUCAGCAAGAGUUUCCAGUGUGAGUUCGUGAGUCAGUUCGUGAUCUCACAGGAACAGAACAUCCUCUUCAACAUUCCGCCUUCUAGAUUGCAAGUUGUGAACGCGAAAAACCAGUUCACCUUCGAGAUGCACAUGUUUCCAUCUGCGGACUUCGCUCGGACCUACACGUCAGCCGACUACCCAGUGCGGGUGAGCUCGUCUGACCAACUACACUUUGGACUGAGCGUGAACUCUCCUCUGGACAACCUGGAGCUGUUCGCCCUCCACUGCCUCGCCACGCCAAGUACCGACCCUGACGACACUCCAAGCGUCAGCAUCAUUCAAGACGGGUGCGACAUCGACCAAACGCUUCAGCUGAACAAUGCACUGUCUGGUGACAUGGCCUUGUACUACUCCAUCCAAUCAUUCACCUUCCCCAACGUUGUCGAUCCCAGCCUGGUGUACAUCCACUGCACCAUGGUGGUCUGCUUCAAGGACGACCCGAACUCGCGGUGCAAUGAGGGGUGCAUGCCCUAUAGGCGGCGCAGGCGCGCUGUGUCUGACAUGAGCGAGGCCCGAGUGCGACGUGCGAGCGAAACCGACCAGAUAGUCCGUCUCAGCCAGGGACCCUUCGAGGUCGUGGGAGAAGAAAAACAAGCCUCCGCCGUGCCCACUGUCGGCAUCGCUGCCGGGACGGCUGCGGGGAUAGCCGGCGUCCUCCUGAUGGUUGCUGCUGUCUUCCUGGUGAGAAAGAGACGUGGCCGUGACGUCAAGGAGCAGGCUGAAGAUCGUGUCGGUUUUGACAACUACUCGUUCGAACUCUGGGGAAAGGGCAAGGCUACCAACGCGACCCCCAAACCUGAGUAG